Molecule: messenger RNA, 647 nt
Organism: Carassius carassius (crucian carp)
Lineage: Eukaryota; Metazoa; Chordata; Actinopteri; Cypriniformes; Cyprinidae
Product: cytochrome c oxidase assembly protein COX14 homolog
Exons: 2
Coding region: 141-317 (58 amino acids)
Source: RefSeq, a predicted model, not a curated record
CGAUGUUUUGCAGCAGUGUUUGUGGUAUUAAACUCAGGCGGUUCUCUGGCGGGUUGAAGGUGUAAUAAUUGAUGAAGUUUCCAUAAGGAGCAGCUCCAGGAUCUUCGCUGUCCUCUUCAUUCACAUGGGAAACAUCCGUCAUGCUCAGCGGGAAGCGCAUCGCUGAUGUGGGUUAUAAGCUCUUCUCUGGCUCCAUGAUGCUGCUGACGCUGUACGGCGGAUACCUGUGCGUCCUGAGGGCGCAGCGAUUCAUGCAGAGGCAGAAACAGCUGGAAGCACAGAAUGAGAGCACGGCUUCAGAAACCAUUAAAGACUAAAGACACAGGCUGUAAAUAAUCACUUAACCGGACACUGAUCAUGUCACAUGUAUGGGACAGUGUGAAGACCAGCAGAACCCCACCUGCGUUCAUGACCCCUGAAGGGUUUAUUUGCCUUUUUGAGGAGUUCAGUGAGAUUUUGUGUGUUGCAAUAUAUUAAAUGCUCCUUGUUAAAUCUGCUGUCAUGAGUGUUUGUGCAUGUCCUGUGGAUCUGCAGGGUUGUGAAAAUGCUUUUAAAGAUAACGAAACAUUUUAGAGCUGAAUAGAAAUGUAAAAGAUUAUAUGCCAGUGUUUUCAUCGUUAACCCUAAAAAUAAAUAUAUUUAAUUUG